CAGGGUUGCCACAAAAACGUCGCUGCCGCCGCUGGCCAUCUCCAACGUGCGAAGAUAGGGCCAGGCGAAGCAGGAGGGUCACGUGAGCGCCCUGGACUGGCACCACCGAGAGGAAACCUCCGGGCUUCCUAGAGCGGACGGUGGGCUCCCGCCGUCCUUCCGGCUCGGCGCUGGCUGGGGGAGCCCGCCCUCCGACGGGAGAGUGGACGCUUGUGCUGGACGUCCGCCGGGGUGAGCCCAGUCUCGGAGGCGAGGUGGCUCGGCGCAUUCGUGGUCUUGGCUGGUUUGAGAGCCUUGACCUGGAAGAGCCUGGCCGAGGAGGCCCGCGCCUCUGCCCGCGGUGGCGGGUUCGUUCGUCUUCCUCCGAAGGGCUUUCUGUGCCCGCCUUCUUUGUUGGCGGCUGGAGAUGUCGGCGUCGCCUGCUUCCCGCCGCUCCGAGCGGGCGUGCGCCCAGCAUCACCCACCGGUCCACUUGAGCAUCUCUUUAUCCUGUUUUGACCCGCUGCCAAGCCUCCACCUGCAUUUUGUGCUGUAGCCCCUCUCGGUCCAGGCGCCCUCUUUCUCUCCAGAGGAGACCUCUCUUGGUCAUCGUGUCAAAGUGUCCAAGAUCUGAGACUUCCUCUCCCAAAUCAGAGAGCAGUGCAGGAAGCCAGGGGACGGCAGCCAUGCUUCAGACAGCGUGGUCCCAGUGUCACAUCUCAGGACCUGGAGGGCAGUGUGCGAAGCAGAGACGCCUGCCAUGCUCCAGAUCACCUGGCGCCCGGAGCCCGUGACCUUUGAGGAUGUGGCCGUGUACUUCACCCAGAAUGAAUGGGUCAUCCUGGAUCCUGCGCAGAGGGCCUUGUACAGGGAGGUGAUGCUGGAGAAUUAUGCAAAUGUGGCUUCCCUAGCUGUUUCGUUCACCAGACCUGUUCUGGUCUCUCAUCUGGAGCGAGGGGAACUGCCAUGGGGCCUCGAUCCCUGGGAACCCGCGGGGAGACCAGAACUGACAAGGAAGAAUCAAUGCCAAAAGAACACAUUUCCAAAGAAGCAGAGUCCCACGGACUGACAUUAGGAGGGCUGCCAGGGAAUGUUCCCCAGCACCUUGGCUUCAGGAGCCUCCUAGAACAGCACAGCCACGGGAUGGUUAAGAGGACAAACUCAACGAGGAGAGAUUUCACAGAUGGGUCAACCAGGCAUCAGGAGGCCUGUGCUGUGGAGAGCAGGGAGAAGUGUGAGAAACUGGGAAAAUACAUUAGUGUUAGCACACAACUCACUACGAAUCAGACAGUUUCUAGUGGUCAGCUAUCUUAUAAGUGUGGAAAAUGUGACAGAUGCUUCAUUCGGAUGGCAGACUUCCACAGACAUCAGAGAUGUCACACUGGUGAAAAGUCUUUUGAAUGCAAAGAAUGCAGAAAAUACUUCAGAUAUAAUUCCUUACUUAUCCGGCAUCAGGUAAUCCACACUGGGAAGAAACCAUUUAAAUGCAAAGAAUGUGGGAGAGGUCUCAGUUCAGAUAUGGCCUUGAUUCAGCAUCAGAGAACCCACACUGGAGAAAAGCCCUAUGAGUGUCGGGAGUGCGGCAAGGCCUUCAGCUGCAGCUCCGUCUUCCUCCAGCACCAGAGGUUCCACACUGGGGAGAAGCUCCAUGAGUGCGACGAAUGUUGGAAAACUUUCAGCUGUAGCUCAGGUUUCAUCGUCCAUCAGCGAAUGCACACUGGGGAGAAACCCUACGAAUGUAAGGAGUGUGGGAAACGAUUAAGCUCCAACACAGCCCUGACUCAGCAUCAGCGGAUCCACACUGGGGAGAAACCUUUUGAAUGUAAGGAGUGUGGGAAGGCCUUCAAUCAGAAAAUCACCCUGGUUCAGCAUGAGCGUGUCCACACUGGUGAGAAACCUUACGAGUGUAAGGUGUGUGGGAAAACCUUUAGCUGGUGUGGAAGGUUCAUCCUGCAUCAGAAACUCCACGUGCAGAAGACAUCUAUCCAAGAGUAGCACUCUCCACAGCUAGGCUCACAGUGCCUCUUCUUGUUUCUCCCCAUCUUCAUGCUUUUGAUAAUGUCAUCACUGCCUUCUCUGAACUGUGCUAAUUCUAUUUAUUUAUUUAUUUAUUUAUUUAUUUAUUUAUGGUUGCGUGGGGUGUUAAUUGCAGCACGCAGGAUCUUUCGUUGUGUCGCACCAGCUUCUCUCUAGUUGUGGCGUGGGCUCCAGAGUGUGCAGGCUCAUUAGUUGUAGCUCGCAGGCUUAGUUGCCCUGUGGCAUGUGGGAUCUUAGUUCCCUGACCAGGGAUCGAACCCGCAUCCCCUGCGUUGGAAGGUGGAUUCUUAACCACUGGACCACCAGGGAAGUCCCUAACUGUGCUAAUUCUUAAACAUCUGCUGCUUCUCUCUGCAUAACUGCAACGCGUGCUCCUCUGGCCUGUCCCACUAGGAUGUUUAAUUCAGACUCUCAGCUUCCAUCAUGAAACUUUCCUCAGGUUCUCUUAACCCUUGUUUCCCCAAGAUGAACUCUCUUUACAGUUAGAAAAGACAAGAAACAAACCCCCAAACUUAAAAACAUCAAAGGAAGGUUUCCAGAUUGAAAGGAUACACCAAGUGCCCAGCAAGAUGGAUUGGGGGGAAACCUACAUCAAAGCCCAUCACUGUGAAUGAUCAAAGCACCAGGUUUAAAGAGAUGUUAAAACGUUUCUAGAGAGGGAAAACAAAAGAUCAGGAGUAAGAAUAGCAUUGGAUUUCUCAACAGCAACCUUGACAUAUGACAAUGGUGUAUGCCUUUGACAUUCUAAGGGAAAUGAUUUCCACCAGAAUUUUAUACCCUCA
Messenger RNA from Eubalaena glacialis (North Atlantic right whale), 2798 nucleotides. It is a transcript of the gene ZNF620, whose product is annotated as zinc finger protein 620. Gene Ontology annotation, molecular function: DNA-binding transcription factor activity, RNA polymerase II-specific; RNA polymerase II cis-regulatory region sequence-specific DNA binding. Gene Ontology annotation, biological process: regulation of transcription by RNA polymerase II. The transcript is spliced from 6 exons. NCBI's taxonomy places the organism in Eukaryota, Metazoa, Chordata, Mammalia, Artiodactyla, Balaenidae. The record is from RefSeq and is a predicted model, not a curated record. Bases 811 to 1974 code for a protein of 387 amino acids.